Pogona vitticeps (central bearded dragon) is the source of this 746-nucleotide messenger RNA. The record is from RefSeq and is a predicted model, not a curated record. NCBI's taxonomy places the organism in Eukaryota, Metazoa, Chordata, Lepidosauria, Squamata, Agamidae.
AUGCUGAAGACACGGCGCAGGGGGCUGGCCACGCUAAGAGAUCAGCAGCGCCGGCGGAUCUUAACUUCCUCCUUGGAACCAGGCAGCUAUGACAAGCUCUAUAAAUGCCAUUUCCAGGAUGAGCUUCGUUGUGAGGUGGCCAGCUUUGGGGAAAAGAUUCCAAAGCUAAAAAACUUCCAGCCUGGUAUAGCUAUUGCUCAAAGUUCGGAGCAGAUUCUGGCGUGUCUCCAGCAGAGACGGCGCCAGCGACGCCAGGCCACGGAAGAGCUGAAUGGGAUUUGUGUCCUGCUUGGACCUCAUUUCCAAGAGAAGGCUUUGGUGAACCUUACAGACAUCAUUGAAACUAAAUUAAGCCAAAGCGAGCACGUGCGCCAAAGAAGAAGCAACGAUGGGAAUGGUUUUGGUGGCUUCCACAUCAACAGCUGGCGUCCCACGACGACUGGGCCUUGCCGUAGCCGAGACGAUGCUCAGGACUGCAAUGACAGAAGCUCUACAAUUGGCAGCAAAAUCCUUGGCACUAACAACAACAACAACAAUAACAUGGGAGAGAAGCAGAAGGAAGAAGAGGAUGAAUCCUGUACGUUGAGGCACAGAGCAGGAUCCAUUUAAGUUUCCAAAUGCAAAAAAACUGUGGGAGGCGAUCGAUCGUACUCACGGGGACCUCUGAGCAUGUACUGAAUGCAUAGUUUGUCAUUGACAAAAAGCCACCGUCCUCACCCAUCUGGCAUUAGGGGCAGGCGCCUGGU